GUGAGCAUCAUGCGGUCCAGUCAGAUGGAUGCGGCGCGGCUGGACGAGGAGCUGAGCAGCAUGCUGCGGGAGCAGUUCCUGCGCGCCUUCUCCCUCUUCCGCCCCGCCGCCGUCGCACGCCUGCAGCCCGAGCUCACGCUGCUGCUCGACUUCUUGAUCUUCCGCUUCUCCAUCUGGGAGGGACGCCCGCUGCCAGGCAUGUCGCUGAUGAACCUGCGGUACCGCAAUGAAGCCGCACCGGCCUGCCUGGCGGGCGGGCACAGCGGGGUGGAGGGGCCGGGGCUGAGCGCGGGGCAGCGCAGCCUGUACUGCCUGGGCACUGUAGUGCUGCGGUACGCCUGGGCCCGCACCACGCACCACGCCGCGGCGCAGCACUGGGGCGACGCUGGCGGCACGGUGUGGCGGCGGCGUGGCUGGGACCUGCUGCGGCGGGCAGAGUCGGGAUACCGCCUCGCCUCGCUGCUCAACUUCCUCGCCUUCCUUCGUACGGGACGGUACAGGAGCCUGCUGGAGCGGGUGCUGCGGGCGCGGCUGGUGUACCAGCAGCCCUCUGCGGCGCGGGCCAUCAGCUUUGAGUACCUCAACCGCCAGUUGGUGUGGAGCGAGCUCAGCGAGCUGCUGCUCUUCCUGCUGCCGCUGGUGAAUGUCAAAGCCAUCAAGCACGCCCUGCGCAGCUACUUGCCCCGCCUGCCCAUGCUGGCAGGUGCCGGCGGGGCACUGGCGCUGGCUCCCGGCGGGCAGCAGGACCAGGGCAGCGGCCAGCAGCAGCAGUGCGGAAUCUGCAGUACGGUCGACAUUCUGGCGCCGUAUGCGGCGGUACCAUGCGGCCACCGCUUCUGCUACUACUGCCUGCGCUCCCACUGCCUGGCAGAUGCGCAGUACAGCUGCCCGCUGUGCCUGCGCCGGGUGGAUGCCAUGCGCCAGCUGGGCCCCCCUAGGGCGGCGGGCAGCGGUGGCAGCGGCAGCGCUACCGGCGGCGGCGGGGACGCCGGCGGCGGCGGCCCUGGCGGGGACAGCGAGGCAAAGGUGCUCGCCAGGAAUGAGCUGUCGCUGGCGGGGUGGCUGGCAGAGCGGCAUCCCAGCUCCCUCCCCUGAUGCGCUGUUGGGCGGGUGCCGUCUGGUGUGCGUGCAUGCGUUUACAUAACCUGGACGCACUUGCACAGCGACAGGAACACGGAAUGCCAAUGCCACAAGGAAGCCCAUCAGCCGGGCACAGCACCAAGUACGAAGAAUUGUGUAGUAACAUGGCUGC
This is a messenger RNA of Chlorella variabilis, 1252 nucleotides long. RefSeq lists its product as hypothetical. NCBI's taxonomy places the organism in Eukaryota, Viridiplantae, Chlorophyta, Trebouxiophyceae, Chlorellales, Chlorellaceae. Bases 10 to 1095 code for a protein of 361 amino acids. Gene Ontology annotation, cellular component: peroxisomal membrane. Gene Ontology annotation, molecular function: zinc ion binding. The transcript is spliced from 5 exons. Gene Ontology annotation, biological process: protein import into peroxisome matrix. The record is from RefSeq and is a predicted model, not a curated record.